Arabis nemorensis is the source of this 573-nucleotide messenger RNA. The record is from the annotation of a GenBank genome assembly. Lineage: Eukaryota; Viridiplantae; Streptophyta; Magnoliopsida; Brassicales; Brassicaceae.
AUGGGUCGUUGGAACCAUGAGAGCCUCAUAUACGGCGAGUUCGAUACUAGGUCCAACAAUAGCAACUCAUCAGAUUCGGAUGACGAACUCGAAAUGCCCAAAUAUGAUUAUAUGGCAGAUGUAACUCCGACUCGAUCUCCUCCGACUUCGGUGACAUGGGAGCCCUCACCUAUUGACAUUCCAACCAUAUGUUACCGUGGAAAACCAGUUGUGCUUAAGACUCAAACAAUUGGGUUAUUGACUAGGACCAAAUUCUACUCUUGUGUUGGUGAUAUUCGUGAUGGAGAUUGCCACAUUUACAAAUUGCUGGAUGACGCAAUCUUGGAGGAGAUUACUUUAACCAAAACAAAAUUGGGAGAAAUAGAAGGUCGCCUAUUUGGAUUGCUCACCACUGUUGAAGAAGAGAAGAAGAAGCUUCAGGAGAUGGUCAACCUUUGCAAGGAACAGAAUGACAAACUCAUUGAGAUGGUAACCAAAGUUGUAAGAAGUGACAAAGAAGUCAAUGACCUAAGGGAGAUGACUUUCAAACUUCAAGCAAAGGUGACGAAUUUGGAAACCGAUUUGAAGAGAUGA